Messenger RNA from Fusarium odoratissimum NRRL 54006, 1344 nucleotides. RefSeq lists its product as uncharacterized. The record is from RefSeq and is a predicted model, not a curated record. Lineage: Eukaryota; Fungi; Ascomycota; Sordariomycetes; Hypocreales; Nectriaceae. The coding region runs from base 162 to 1034 and encodes 290 amino acids. The transcript has 5 exons.
UGUAUAUUGCCCGCCUGGGCCUCGACUUGCAUUUGCACGUGGGGGCACUUCAUUGGAUACCUCAGGAGCCUGCUCAAAGAUUAAAGUAACUGGCAUUUCCCUGAACGUGGCUUGUCAAGUCCUAAAGUCCUGCAUGAAUUAAAUCCCACCUUGACGACAUCAUGACGGGUCAGCCCAUUCUUCCUCUUUCGGCAACUCCGGCGCAAUCAGCGAAACCUCCAACAACGGGGAAAAUUGAAGAUUUCAGGCCAGGCUAUCCGAGAUUUACAGCCCUUAUCGCAUCACAUAGCCCUUUUUUUAUCUUUAGACGCUUCAACAGACUCAGAGCACGGCUGCUGCUACUAAAACAAGACCAGCUAUCAAUUCUAGAGAGCGAACUCGACCAGAUAGAUCAACAGGAAAAGGCACCCAUUUUUCUCGGAAAGAGCCGCAUCGAUAGAAAUACUGAAAGGUUAUCAGUCUUAUCGAGGAUAGAGUCUGCACUGGUUGAUUAUGACAGCUUUAUAGAUAAAACCAAUCUAGCGCUCACUCUCAGCGAUGCAGAAUCAAGAGAUGUGCAAAGCCUUAGGAACUGGGUUGAUGGGAACGGGUGUCUGGCUGGGAAUGAGACAUCUUACCUCGAGCACGAUCGCGACCUUGUCUCGUUAGUCCCAACGCUUGAUAACGCAGUCAAGAGGUUUGAGAGUUGGAUAGAAGAGCGUCUUGUACAGUUUCUACCCAAAUUCCGAGAAAGCAACCGAUAUGUUUCAUCUGACCCAAACGUCCAUAUAUACAAUGGUCCGUUUGUCAGCCGUGUCGCCAAAGGACUAUUGAUAUGCUUGGUCACUUUGCUUCUACUACUGCCAAUUGUUGUUUGCAACGUCGUGUCGACAGCAGCGGUUCGUAUUUUUAUUGUCAUGUUGUCGACUAUCGUGUACCUUUUAGUAUUAUCCGGGUUGACACGGGCGAAAACGACUGAACUUGUAGUAGCUGGGACAACCUAUGCUACAGUUCUCAUUGUAUUUGUUUCGGGCACCAGUGAUAAAGUAACUUGAUAAAGGGGACACCCUCUAGUGCGAUCGAGGUUUAACCGGCGCGAAUGGAACCCAAUAGAGCUGACCUUUGCCUUAGACGGAGCCAAGCCAGUUGUGAAUUAAAGGUUAGGUCAGCUGGUGGUAGGCAAUUGAACGAAUCAUCCGUCCAUUUCGUUCAGAUGACUGGCGAUAGUCUCUAUCUAGCGUGAUCUCUAAACCUUAGCUUCUGGGUCCAUGUUGGCUGCCGCAACUUUGCAAGGCUCGCCCAGGCUCGAGACAACCUGGCCAUUAGCUGAAUAGCAAUACACAUCCCUAUAAACUCCUUCUAAAC